UUCCCUCCUCAACUGCCGGUUCCACCCAAAGUUCAUGCAUGCCUCCACAAAGGUGACAUGAUGGAUAUCACCACCAAAAGCUGAGAUGAAACGCCAAGAGGCCGGCCAGUUCUUCGCUCACGCUGAUCCAGCAGACAUGGCUGUCGCCGUGGCUCUCGCCGUCGCGGCGGUGGCGUAUUGCACGGCGGCGGCGGCGGCGGAAAGCCGGUGGAGGACGGGCUGGGACGAUGUCACGCACGAUGGCCGGGCUCUGGUAGUGAGCGGCGCACGGAGGAUGCUCUUCUCCGGUGACAUGCACUACUCCAGGAGCACCCCUGAGAUGUGGCCAAAACUCAUAGCGAAAGCAAAGGCAGGUGGCCUCGAUGUGAUACAAACAUACGUCUUUUGGAAUGUUCAUGAGCACAUCCAGGGUCAGUAUAACUUUGAGGGCAGAUAUGAUCUUGUGAAAUUCAUCAGAGCAAUUCAAGCUAAAGGGCUCUAUGUAAGCCUCAGGAUUGGUCCCUUUGUAGAAGCAGAAUGGAAGUACGGAGGGUUUCCAUUUUGGCUGCAUGAUGUUCCCAACAUUACCUUCCGAACUGACAAUGAGCCUUUUAAACAACAUAUGCAAAAUUUUGUCACAAAGAUAGUAACUCUGAUGAAACAUGAAGGGCUUUAUUACCCACAAGGUGGCCCCAUCAUCAUUUCUCAGAUUGAGAAUGAAUACCAGAUGGUUGAGCAUGCAUUUGGCUCAGGUGGACCACGUUAUGUUCGUUGGGCAGCUGCAAUGGCUGUAAAUCUCCAGACAGGUGUUCCAUGGAUGAUGUGCAAGCAGAAUGAUGCUCCAGAUCCAGUUAUUAAUACCUGCAAUGGGCUCAUUUGCGGAGAAACCUUCGUUGGACCAAACUCACCUAACAAGCCUGCAUUGUGGACAGAAAAUUGGACAUCUCGCUACCCUAUAUAUGGCAAUGACACAAAAAUGAGAUCGCCAGAAGAUAUUGCCUUUGCAGUUGCAUUAUUUAUAGCAAGGAAGAAAGGUAGCUUUGUUAGCUACUACAUGUACCAUGGAGGGACAAACUUUGGGAGGUUUGCUGCUUCAUAUGUAACAACAAGCUACUAUGAUGGAGCUCCCCUUGAUGAAUAUGGUCUAAUAUGGCAACCUACAUGGGGUCAUCUUAGAGAAAUGCAUGCAGCAAUAAAGCACUCAUCAGAACCAUUACUAUUUGGGAGCUACUCCAAUUUUUCAUUAGGUCAACAACAAGAGGCACAUGUUUUUGAAACAGGUUACGAGUGUGUGGCUUUUCUAGUAAACUUUGAUCAACAUAAUACGCCAAAAGUGGAAUUUCGUAAUAUAUCUCUGCAGUUGGCCCCUAAAUCUAUCAGUAUUCUCUCAGAUUGCAGAAGUGUAGUUUUUGAAACGGCCAAGGUAAAUGCUCCGCAAGGUUCAAGAACAGCUAAUAUCGUACAGUCUCUCAAUGAAAUUAAUAAUUGGAAGGCAUUCAUAGAACCAGUUCCUCAAGACAUGAGCAAGUGUAUGUACACCGGAAACCAGCUAUUUGAACAGCUCACAACAACUAAAGAUGAGACAGAUUAUCUGUGGUACAUUGCCAGCUACGAAAACAGAGCAAGUGAUGGUGAUCAGCUUGUACGUCUCUAUGUUGUGUCACUAGCACAUAUAUUGCAUGCUUUUGUUAACAACGAAUACAUAGGAAGUGUACAUGGGAGCCAUGAUGGACCUCGCAACAUAGUUCUCAACACACACAUUUCUCUUAAGGAAGGAAAUAACACUAUAUCAUUGCUUAGUGUAAUGGUUGGAUCACCGGACUCUGGUGCCUACAUGGAAAGAAGAUACUUUGGGAUUCAGAAAGUGGGUAUACAGCAGGGACAACAGCCACUGCAUCUCCUUAACAACAAUCUAUGGGGAUACCAAGUUGGCUUAUUUGGAGAAGAGGAUAGAAUCUACAUGCAAGAACAAACAGACAGUGUUGGAUGGAUGGAUAUCAAUAAUUGGACAUAUCAUCUGCUUACUUGGUAUAAGACAACAUUUGCCACACCAGUCGGCGAUGACGCAGUGACACUAAACCUUACUAGCAUGGGAAAGGGGGAGGUAUGGGUCAACGGAGACAGCAUCGGACGUUACUGGGUCUCCUUCAAGGCUCCAAGUGGGCAGCCCUCUCAAUCACUGUAUCACAUACCACGAGGCUUCCUGAAACCUAAAGAUAAUCUCCUCGUCCUUGUUGAGGAAAUGGGAGGCGACCCGCUACAGAUUACGGUGAAUACAAUGUCAGUCACAAGAGUAUGUGGCAAUGUCGACGAGUUCUCGGUCCCCCGUCUCCAGUCUAGAGGAAAGGAUCCGAAGGUGCGCAUUUGGUGCCAAGGAGGCAAACACAUCUCAGCAAUUGAGUUUGCAAGUUAUGGGAACCCCAUGGGAGACUGCAAAAACUUCAGCAUUGGAAGUUGCCAUGUAGAAUCAUCAGAAUUCGUUGUAAAGCAGUCUUGCAUAGGUAGGAGGGGAUGUUCGAUUCCAGUAUUGCCAGCCAAGUUUGGAGGUGACCCGUGCCCUGGAAUCCAAAAACGUCUUCUAGUUGUGGCGGAUUGCAAGUGAUGCACCACAUGCAAUUAAUCGUGGGGAAUCGCGAUUUCAAUAUAGAGGAAACAAAAUCAAAACAAGCAAUCACUAUUCUUGAAAAAGCGUGAACAAACUGAGGCGUAGUCGCCUCUCAUGUAAAUUCUUCUGUGAAUGGAUUGUAUGCGAAAUAGCAAAAGCAAUAUUAGUUUCGAGAGCAGUAGUUUUACCUUCU
Molecule: messenger RNA, 2777 nt
Organism: Oryza brachyantha (malo sina)
Lineage: Eukaryota; Viridiplantae; Streptophyta; Magnoliopsida; Poales; Poaceae
Product: beta-galactosidase 7-like
Exons: 19
Coding region: 86-2581 (831 amino acids)
Biological process (GO): carbohydrate metabolic process
Cellular component (GO): cell wall; vacuole
Molecular function (GO): carbohydrate binding; beta-galactosidase activity
Source: RefSeq, a predicted model, not a curated record